UAUCGUCAGUCAACGCGAGGACGAGAGUCGAGUUUGAAAAUGCGACUAGCUUGCUGCAUUAGUUAAAUAAAAUCAAUAGUUUCGAUUUUCAAUUGCUAAGAUAAAUGGGGUGAUUCAAUCAAAGUUUUUAUUAGCGUUUACAUUCUGAUCACGAAAAUCUGCGUAACUUACGAGACGAAAAUAGACCCGGUGACAAAUCCUGCAUACGUUAGUCACGAAACAUAAAAUUGUGGGCGUACUGUUAGCUGAAUUGAGAACCACUGAUAAUUUCUUCUGCUUUUAGCCAGUGAACAUCAAGUUCCUUUACCUAUGUCAUUCCUAUGUGCAGCAGCGAAUCUCAUUUGCGAUAAGAUAGAAAAAGCGAAACGCAGUCGCAUACCAAGUGGUGUUUAAUUUUUAUUGCAAUAAAGAGUUCCCAAUCAGAUAUUCGUAUUAAUAUCAUUUUUUGCUGAUCAUCAAAAUAGAUUAGUCACCAAAAUCUGUUACUGAGCGUUUAUUGAGAGUGUGGAUCUCUCCUGUGUCUGGAUAGUGACUAGUGCGGUACACACCUACCGUUGGCGUAUUCCAUCCACUCUAAAAUAGGGUUGACGUUUCUCUGUGAAAAUCGGUGCUAAGUUCUACUACAUGUCAAAAUUAUAAUAUUAUUAUUUAAACAAUAAGAUCUUUGUCGCAUAGACGAUCGGGAUUCCAAUAUGUUGGCCCUCAUAAAUCGCAUAUUAGACUGGUUGAAGUCUCUGUUUUGGAAGGAGGAGAUGGAACUAACAUUGGUUGGACUCCAGUACAGUGGAAAAACUACAUUUGUUAAUGUCAUUGCGUCGGGGCAAUUCAGUGAAGAUAUGAUUCCAACAGUUGGUUUUAAUAUGCGUAAGAUAACCAAAGGAAAUGUGACGAUUAAAGUGUGGGACAUCGGAGGUCAGCCAAGGUUUAGAUCUAUGUGGGAAAGAUAUUGCAGAGGAGUCAACGCCAUUGUAUAUAUGGUCGAUGCGUCGGAUUCGGAAAAAAUUGAAGCUAGUCGUAAUGAGUUACAUAAUUUGUUGGAUAAGCCUCAGUUAACAGGGAUUCCUGUUCUGGUAUUAGGAAAUAAAAGGGAUUUGCCACAUGCUCUCGAUGAAAAUGGACUCAUAGAAAGAAUGAAUCUGUCUGUGAUUCAAGACCGAGAGAUCUGCUGCUACAGUAUCUCAUGUAAAGAGAAAGACAAUAUUGAUAUUACGCUCCAAUGGUUAAUAGCGCAUUCUAAAUGUGGAGUUCGCUAAUAGCUCGGCUAAUUUAAUAGCCGCUGAUAAAGGAGGACCCAAAAUGAGGCGAAUGAUGAAUUGGGAUCAAACAAAGAAGAGAAUGUUGCCAGCUUAUAUUUUAACUCGAGUCAUUAUUAUAGCAAAUUCCCUAACUGUAAGCUUUAGCUUUCUAAGUUGGAACUUUAGAUGAUGGAGUUUAAAAAUAUGCUUGCGCGAGUCGGAAUGCUCACAUGAAUUAUAAAUUAUACAAUAAUACAUUGAAUGGACACGUAGAUAAAAUCGAAAUAACAUUUUUUAUAUUUUUUCGUUCGUUAGGUAAUCGAUUUAGGGUAUAUAUACAAUUCUCAUGAAUGUUUGUGUAUACACAUACCCAUAAUACAUGUGUGUAGCUAUUGUUAUUUUUAAUAUAUUCUUCAAGUAAAAAUUGCGUGUCUUAAUUGCUACCGCAGUAAAGCACGAUAUUGCAGAUGAAGAUUUUACCAAAUCUGGCGCAAAAAGGAGUCGUUGGUACAGGAGGCCACGUACCUAAUCUUACAAUUAUCAAAUUUAUUAAUAGAGUAAAUCAUAAAAAUAAACUGAUGAUACUAUAUCUGUACACCAUAUAAACAUAAAACAACUACUUGUAUCAUUAAUAUAGAGUAACUAGUAUUAUUAUAUCAAUUUACAUUAUUGAUUUAUGAAGUAAAAUUGUAUGACGUUGUGUUAUGUAUAUAUAGAGGAAUAAAAUCAUGUACACCAUUUUCCAAUGGA
Molecule: messenger RNA, 1985 nt
Organism: Athalia rosae (coleseed sawfly)
Lineage: Eukaryota; Metazoa; Arthropoda; Insecta; Hymenoptera; Athaliidae
Gene: Arl8
Product: ADP-ribosylation factor-like protein 8B-A
Exons: 3
Coding region: 693-1253 (186 amino acids)
Biological process (GO): anterograde axonal transport; protein transport
Cellular component (GO): lysosomal membrane
Molecular function (GO): GTPase activity; GTP binding
Source: RefSeq, a predicted model, not a curated record